AUGUAUAAUCAUCCUACUAGGCCGAGCCUCCCUGUUGUCCUGGCCGUAUUGAUGCUUUGGGGCCCUGCCUUUGCCUCUCUUUCACAAUCCAAGCCACAAGCAGCCGCGUGGCCGUCACCUUUUCAAGUCCAUCCAAGAGCCAAUUCGGCAGGCGAGAACUGGGAGUAUUCCAUCCCCAGCGAAGUGCAGCAUGGGAGUAGCUCUGCCCGAUUCAAUAUCUCUACGCCCGACACUGCUCUGAGCCAACAUGAUUUACGUAUGCUAGACGCGCCCCAAGUGGCUAACAUUACCGAGGCUGUCUUUGACUGGUGGUACUUUGAUGCCGUAUCGGAAACCAAUCCAAAGGAGUCCAUCGUGGUCAUACUGUUCAGCUCCUCGGCAAAUGCAUUUCCCUGGCUGGACAAGGACUUGGAUUCUGUCCUGGUGGCAUACCUCUGGGCCUCUUUCGGAAAUGGCACCGUUUUUGCACACUAUGUCCCCGCGACACUGGCUACUGUGACCGGAGGAGAUGAUACGGUACACUCAAGUUCUGGCGACUGGUCCUCCACCGGCUUCAGCUGGACGAGUAGGAGCCGCGAUCUGUCUCAAUACGAGGUUCGUCUUGAAUCAGAGAAAAUGCACGUCAAAGGCCGCGUGGCCCUGAGCUCUCCACCCGCGCCCCAUCUUCCGUGCGGCAUCAACUCUCCCGUAACCACUUUGGAAAUCUUCCCUCAUAUUGGCUGGGCGGGGAUCAUCCCGGACGCCACCAGCACCGUGGAGAUCACGGUUCAAGGUUCCCCUUUGACAUUCCAAGGAGGGGGUAUCAUGACAAAGUUCAAUUGGUCGGACCGACCUUUCAUUGAAUCCGUCCAGAGUUGGUACUGGGGCCAUGGCCGUGUAGGUCCGUACUCGAUCGUUUGGUUUGACGGGAUCGACACUACCAACACGCCCCGCACGAGUAGCUACGUCGCCCGCGACAAUGUGGUGUUGUUAGGGUCCUGCAGUACCGCGAGUCUCACUGUGCGGCCAGUCGGAGCAUCGAACACGACUGGAGGGAGAUAUCCGCCGCAGGCUGGUGACAUUCCCAUUGGGUUUGCACUGGAGUUCGAUCUUGGGAAUGAAGGGAUUCUCAAAGUCCAUGCAUCGGCCGAGGCGACCCUUGUGAAUGAUGGCCGGUACUAUUUUCGUUGGUCGGGUCCAUUGACGGGCGAGCUGCUUCCGGCUAGUGACCAGAAAGAAAAUCUGACAGGGGUGGCAGUCUUUGAACAGUUUGCCCUGGUAGAGUAA
Molecule: messenger RNA, 1266 nt
Organism: Penicillium chermesinum
Lineage: Eukaryota; Fungi; Ascomycota; Eurotiomycetes; Eurotiales; Aspergillaceae
Exons: 3
Coding region: 1-1266 (421 amino acids)
Source: RefSeq, a predicted model, not a curated record